GCUAUAAAAAGUUUGCUGAUUCAAUAUUGUGAGUUUUUAAAAUUAUGGAGUUUCAUGCUGUAGUCUUUGCCGCUGGUGUAGGAACAAGGUUUAGGGACAUCGUUGGAAGUAGACCUAAAUGUCUGUUAACUGUUGGAGGAUUUCCAUUGAUAUUCUAUCCAUUAAACUUCUGCUCGAAAUAUGGGUUUGAAGAUGUAACAAUAAUUGUACUGGAAUCACAGAAGAAUGAAAUUGCUCAAAGAAUAUCUAAACUACCUCUUCAGAAGCUGAAAUAUGAUUUUGUAUGCUUAAAUCAAGAAUCACAAGAAGAUUAUGGAACUGCUGAUGCAUUGAGAUUAGUCAGUGAGAAAGUUAAAAGUGAUGUGAUUCUGAUUUCCUGUGAUACAAUCACAAAUAUCGAUUUCUUCCCUGUUCUGGAUCUUUUUCGAAUGAAUGAUGCUUCAUGUGUAGCACUUUUUGAUAAAGGAAUCGAGGCAUCUGCUACUCCAGUCGUGAUUCCUGGCCCAAAAGUUAAACAACAGAAAAGUGAACGUGAUUUAGUUGGAAUUGACAGUGAAAAUAGUCGUCUCUUAUUUUUGGCAUCGACAACUGAUUACCAAGAGAAUCUUUCAUUGCCGGGGCACUUGUUGAGAUCACACGGAAAAAUGACAAUUCACAGUAAUCUUAAUGAUGCACACAUUUACUUGCUUAAGAAAUGGGUUGUUAAUUAUGUUGCUAAUUCUGAUAAAUUUUCAACUGUGAAAGGAGAACUUUUGCCGUUUAUCAUAAAGAAGCAACUAUCUCGUCCAUUAAAGAGUUUAACAUCUGGCUUUUCGGAAGUGAACUUCGACCAAAAUGACAUUUUUGAGCACAUCAAACAAAAUGAAUUAGAUCAAAAAAUCCUCCAAACAAAUUUAAAUACAUUUUCACGCCUUAAAAGAUCAACGAAUUCUGAAUUGAUUCGUUGCUUUGCAUACGUUGCACCAGAAGAGACAUUCUGCAUGCGCGUAAAUACGUUAUUGAACUAUUGUCAAGUUAACAAGAAGAUAGUGUCACUAUUCCAUACAUUAGCUGAUCCUAACAUAGCACUAGUUUCACGCAAUGCAACAAUUCAAUCAACUCAAAUUAGUGACAGUGCUGUAGCUGAAAAUUCAACAAUUGCUGAGAAAACUUCGAUCAAAAACUCAAUAUUUGGAAUCGGAUGUAAUGUUGAGCAAAAAACACGAAUCAGCGACAGCAUUUUGAUGAAUGGAGUUACGGUUGAAGAAAGAGUCAUACUUGAAAACUGCAUAAUAUGCGAUAAGGCAGUCAUCAAACAAGGAUCAACGUUAAAGAACUGUUUAGUUGGACAUAACUUUAUUGUUCACGAAAAUACUGUUGCUGAUAAGAAAACAUUGUCUACUGGAGAAGGCUUUAUGGAAAUUUAAAGAACUUCCAAGAUGUGACUAGAUUCAUUCUAGCAUUUUUACAUCAAAAUAACUUCAUCAAUAAAAUUGAUUGAAAUUCAUUUAA
Chironomus riparius is the source of this 1491-nucleotide messenger RNA. The record is from the annotation of a GenBank genome assembly. Lineage: Eukaryota; Metazoa; Arthropoda; Insecta; Diptera; Chironomidae.